GUUAUUUUCUUAUCAGAAAUGUUUAAAACAUCUCCAAUUCCAAACCAAACAAAUCGGUUUCAAAACUAAAAACUCCAACAAAGCAAAAUGUUCUUCUUCACCACUCAGUCAAUUUUUCUCGCACUUCUCCCCACUUUUGCCUUGACUUUGACCUGCUACUCGUGUCAAAAUGGUUACGAAACUGAAACGCAAUGUAGCAACCAAUUACCAGCCGGUAUUUGGGAAACAUGCGACCAACCAAACUCACAAUGUGUACAAUCAAUCGAAUGGUUUCAACACGGGGCUUUGCGUCUAGCUGUGCGAAAAUGUUGGGCCCCAAGUGGCAACAACACAAAAAAUUAUUGCCAAAAUUAUAAAAAUAAAGUCGGGAAAUUGAAAUUCUGCGAGGUUUGUACACGCGACUUGUGCAAUAAUAAAAAUUUGUACAAACCGUUGAAAAACACGUGUCGGCCAAACCACCACCACCACAAACAUUUCUAAUUAAAAUAGAUAAAAAUUAAUUGUGUUUUUAUCACUGAAUAAAUAGUAAAAGAGU
Messenger RNA from Tribolium madens (black flour beetle), 535 nucleotides. RefSeq lists its product as uncharacterized. NCBI's taxonomy places the organism in Eukaryota, Metazoa, Arthropoda, Insecta, Coleoptera, Tenebrionidae. The transcript is spliced from 3 exons. The record is from RefSeq and is a predicted model, not a curated record. The coding region runs from base 88 to 480 and encodes 130 amino acids. Gene Ontology annotation, biological process: sleep; regulation of synaptic transmission, cholinergic; positive regulation of voltage-gated potassium channel activity.